This is a messenger RNA of Rodentolepis nana, 1224 nucleotides long. Lineage: Eukaryota; Metazoa; Platyhelminthes; Cestoda; Cyclophyllidea; Hymenolepididae. The record is from the annotation of a GenBank genome assembly.
UUUUCUUUGAAGCCUCUGAUUUUGGCGCUGAAAUUGUCCACGACUUGUCAGGGCGACUUUGAUUUUGUGAUUUCUUUGAGCCCUCACGUUUUUCCGACCAGCAGGGUGUUUUUACUAGAUAUUCUGGAACAGCGGAAGCUUCCUGACGUCUAGAAUUUCCGAUAAUCUGCCCACUUCCGCUACCAUUAGAUUUGGCGUCCAAAUCCUCACUUAAGGACAAAGAGUCCGCUUCGGCCUUGAAUUCAUCAUUGAUUUCUUUUUCAAAAAUCUCCAGAGCCUGUAUUUCGUCAGAUUCUUCUCCAUGUAAGGGAGUUCCACUUGUAGAUGUCUCUUGAUAAGGUAGUGUACAGGUAUUCGAUGUCUCCAUUAUAUCCGUCUUGUCCCUGGCCUCCAUGUGUAAUUUCUCCAUGGAAUCAAAUAUCACAACAGGAGGAAUUCCUUCCGCAGCCAAAGUAUCAUUCGCAUCUAGAACAUAAGUUUCAGCAAUGCUCUGAAACGAUUCAGCAUUCUGCAAGGAAUCAGGGUCGGCCUUGUGAUCUCCUGAAUUAGUCAGGGGGUUCUCCAGGGUCACGGUGGAAGCCGCGGCGCUCAUGAUCUGAACACCGAGGUUAGGAUCGCUAGAAUUAUCUACUACUGGGAGUUUUUCAAUAGGAGUAUGGAAGACUUCCACAGACUUGCUGACAUUCUUUCCACGGAUCCAAGUUUUGCCGAAGUCUUCAACCAAAGGACUCAAAGCUUUAACUAGCUUUAGAAGCUACGGGGGCAGUCCCUGUGGUACGUCUGGGAAUAUUUUUAGGAGAAGCGAUAGGGGAGGCAGCAGGUGACCUGGGAAUCCCAGUCUUAGGUCGAGCAGGUAGCUUAGUAACUCCAACUUGACCCGACUUGGACUGCAGUCUGGGUGGUUCCCCAGCUUUUUUAAGUGGAGUUUUCUUAUUAAUUGGCGCAGUGGAAGGCCUAUCGGUGGGAAUGGAAUGCUUUUUCUGAGAUUGCUGUCGCUCUUGAAGAGCUCUACGAAGUCGCUCUGGAACGCAGACACUUCCUGAUGCACAACUGCUAGCCCCUUCACCUUUGAGAUCAAUAGUAAACGCUUCAGCUUGGCGACGCGGAGUAGCUCUAACAGUGGCUUCCAAUUCAAUUAUAAAUGAUUCGGCAACUUUUUUACCCUUAUCUUGGGAAUCAUUAACUUUCUCUUCAAGUCUCUGUUCAUUUUCUACAAAUUAUUAA